GUACAAGUCACUCCUGAUUCGGAGUCGAAACAAUGCGAGAUUGAGGCGUUAUAGCCCCCUUAUGGGAUUCGAAAUCCUGUGAGAUCGAACUUUGUGGAGUACACAUGACCGCUUUUGAUAGGCGGAUGCUCCUGCCAUGUGAUCCUCAUUUGCAAGAAAAUCAUCGCGCAGCUUCCUUGCUGAGCGAAUGGCGUCGAUCUCCGCAGCGUUCCAUGCCGCUGCGCUUGCGCCUGCGUUCGCCGCCUCUGUAGCCAGCACCUCGGGUAGCGUCAACGAGCGACCCAGCUUCUCAGCAAGGAUUCCUUCUUCCUCUGCAAGCCCGUUCUUGGGAGCCGCAAGAGGGCAGGACUUUGGAGGAGCGCCAGCAGUUGAAGCUGUUGAAUAUCCUUCUCGACAAGCAAGGCGGAGAGCCCUAGGCAGAAGCGCAGCCAUUAGAGCUGCUGUUGCAAGUGAACAGGCUGUCACAAGUACGCCAGGCAAGAUGACGGGCAAGACAAAAAUCGGACUCUGCGGGCUGGCUGUUAUGGGCCAGAAUCUUGCCCUGAACAUUGCUGAGAAAGGGUUUCCAAUCUCAGUCUACAAUAGAUCAGCAAGCAAGACCGAUGACACAGUGGAGAGAGCCAAGAAGGAGGGAGACCUGCCUGUCCAAGGCUAUCACGAUGUGAAGGAGUUUGUGGAAUCAAUUGAAAAGCCAAGGGCUAUUAUCAUUCUGGUGAAAGCAGGGGCACCAGUUGAUGCCACUAUUACGAGCUUGACGGAGCACCUUGAGCCAGGCGACAUCAUCAUCGAUGGAGGCAAUGAAUGGUACGAGAAUACGGAGCGGAGGGCCAAGGAGGUUGAGGCCAAGGGCCUUGCAUAUAUGGGGAUGGGAGUGUCAGGAGGCGAGGAGGGUGCCAGGAAUGGUCCUUCUCUGAUGCCUGGUGGCACCCCUGAGGGGUACGCCAGGAUUGAGCCUAUCGUAAUGAAGGUUGCAGCUCAGGUUGAUUCUGGCCCUUGUGUCACAUACAUCGGCCCCGGGGGCGCCGGCAACUUUGUCAAGAUGGUGCACAACGGCAUCGAGUACGGCGACAUGCAGCUGAUCGCCGAAGCGUAUGACAUCCUGAAGAGCGUUGGCGGCCUCACCAACGAGGAGAUGCACAAGGCCUUUGCCGAGUGGAACCGUGGCGAGCUUGAGAGCUUCCUGAUCGAGAUCUCCGCCGACAUCUUCACAGUGAAGGACGACAAGACGGAUGGAGACACCGUCGAUGUGAUCCUGGACAAGACCGGUUCUAAGGGGACCGGCAAGUGGACAGUGCAGCAGGCAGCCGAGCUGGCGAUUGCUGCUCCAACAAUUGCCGCUUCCCUGGACGCACGGUAUCUGAGCGCCCUCAAGGACGAGCGCGUUGCGGCUGCGGAGACAUUCAAGAAGCUGGGGGUACAGGACGUGCAGGCGGACAUGAAUGUGGACAAGAAGCAGCUGAUUGACGACGUGCGCAAGGCGCUGUAUGCAUCCAAGAUCUGCAGUUACGCUCAGGGCAUGAACGUCAUCCGGGCCAAGAGUAUGGAGCAGAACUGGAACCUCAACCUCGGCGAGCUGGCGCGCAUCUGGAAGGGCGGUUGCAUCAUUCGGGCCAAGUUCCUGGACAGGAUCAAGAAGGCGUACGACCGCGACCCAAACCUGCCGAGCUUGCUCGUUGACGCCGAGUUCGCGCAGGAGCUCGUCGACCGCCAGGGUUCGUGGCGGAAGGUGUUGCAGUUGGCCAUUGGGGCCGGCAUCAGCACAGCAGGCAUGACCGCCAGUUUGGCGUACUUCGACACCUACCGCCGGGGACGGCUUCCGGCCAACCUCACCCAAGCCCAGCGUGAUUACUUCGGCGCCCACACCUAUGAGCGCAUUGAUGGGGAGGGUGCGUUCCACACCGAGUGGAGCAAGCUUGCGUCAAAGAUCUAAGCGUCUGUUCGUUAGCAGCGCGUUGACUGUUAAAGGAAACUGAAAAUGUGAACUUGGUGUAUGAGGGUUACCUUUGCACAAGUGUCUUACGAAGCCUCAAAUUACCCCAUGGAUUAUGGUUUUGAGAAGUUGCAACAGAACCUGCCGGAGUACCGGGGGGUGUUGCUCGCUACAACAGGCCAGGGACAUAAUAAUGAUCUACACGUGUAUCAGACAAAUCCUGCAUCACGCAACACUUUUCCUAGCUUUGACCCAGCUCUGGUG
Klebsormidium nitens is the source of this 2194-nucleotide messenger RNA. The record is from the annotation of a GenBank genome assembly. Lineage: Eukaryota; Viridiplantae; Streptophyta; Klebsormidiophyceae; Klebsormidiales; Klebsormidiaceae.